Symbiodinium natans is the source of this 1233-nucleotide messenger RNA. The record is from the annotation of a GenBank genome assembly. NCBI's taxonomy places the organism in Eukaryota, Dinophyceae, Suessiales, Symbiodiniaceae.
AUGUGUGUUGACUUGGACUUGAUGCAUGAUGGUCGACUUGAUCCGUGUGAAUGGUGCGAAGAGACCAAUUGGCGGAUUGAAGGAAAGGGAGACCAUGCCUCUUACAGGUGCAAGACAAAAAAUUGCAGAUGCUCAAAGUCUGCAUUGACACAUGACGCAGAUCUCUUCAACAAGAAAUUGGCACUUCGAUCCUUGGUUGGUGCUCUUUGGCUCUUCUUGUCCCCGAUCAAUGUCAGUCCGGAUCAAGCUGGUCUCAUUCUGGGGGUCGAUCACCGCACUGUCAGAGACUUGUUUGGGAAUUUUCGCAAAUGGUUGACGCCCAUCAUUGACCGCAUGAAUGAAGAGCUUGUGAUGGGUGGUGCUGGGAUGGACGUGGAGCUAGAUGAGAUCAGCUUUAGAAGCAAAGGCUUGGACGACAAGGUUCUAUGGCUCCGUUACAUUGCGAUCGUUCGUAGAGGAAGUGCGAAAGUCUUCAUUCACAAGCUCCCGGACAAGUUGACGGCUUCCGGACAAGGUGGAGGAGGCCCUUUGAGCAUCCAGGAGCUGAAGGAUACGAUCGUGAAUUCCGCAGGAGCCAGCCGAAUCGCCGUUGGCAGUGUCUGUCACACAGACAGUGCAAAGGCGUACAAGAAGCUGGACUCUGAAGAGCCAUUGCCAUGUUUGUACAAUGGAGCCUUGGGAGGACCUUCUUUUGCUCAUUUGAAACUGGCGCACAGCAACGUCCGACACAAGCCGCCCCACCCAGAGUUCACUCGAAAGUUCAAGCUCAAGAUCUUUGAUGGGCGACAAUGGGUGGAAGAGAUCAGGGUUGGGGGCACCCAAAAGUUGGAUGGGUUCUUUGCAACCUUUCGAAGAGAGGCAAUGGAGACACAACUUCAUGAGCGAGUGCGCACCUUUCAGUUUUUGCAUUGGUUUUCCUUUACGGAUGCUUUUCAAGUCUUUGCGGAAAUGCGCAAGCUUGAGCGUGCUUCCGUUGGCUCCGUAACGUGGGCAAGCUUGGCUAGUUUUGGAAAGGGAAAGGCAAAGCCUUCCACUGCCCCUGAAACGAAAUCUGCAGAGGAGGCUGCUGUUUUGGUGCCUCCUGCAGAAGAAUCGCCUCAGCCGCUUUCACUUUCCUGUGAUGAAGAGCACGAGCCAGUGUAUUCGGAAGGCGAGGACGUUCAAAGCGAACUUUUCGAUCCCGAAGAAGAAGAGCUUAUUUUUGACAACAAAGGGAUCAGAGUCUUGAACUAG